AUGGCUUUUUUUAACGAAUCCAAUUCUGCUUCGGCUGACAAAUGCUCAGCUAAAAAUAACAGAAGGAACGAGAAAUCUUCCUCCGCGACUGGCGCUGGAAAGAAGAGCUCCGGUGGCCUUAACUUCCGAAGAUUCUUUUUCCCCUCCUGCUCGGUUGCACUCCUCGUUGUCGCCAUUUAUAUGUUGCUACUAAAAAUAACCCCCCUGGACAACAAGGUGAUGGCUCAAAUACAAGCAAGGAAUUUAUCCGAGUUAAAUGAAAAUAGAUGUUUCAGAAAAAGAAACUCAGAUAAAAAUGCAAGUUCCUCCGAUUCUGAUUCUGAUGAUGACGCGUUAUCUGGAUUUGAUGAAAUCGAUUUAGGUGAAAAUGAAGAAGAUGACGCUUUUGAUUCAGAUAAAUCUGUUGAAGAAAAAUAUGAAGAGAAAAAUGACUUAAUAAAUGCUGACUUGCCUAAUUAUAACGAACCCGAAAUGAUAUUUGUCAGCGAUGUGACACAAGAAGAACUAAACGAACUGAUCAAUAAUAUGGAAGAAUUCCCAUCAAAGAAUGAAAUUAUCAAAAUGUGGAAGCGUUCAUAUGCUCUUGAAGUACAAGGAUUUUACGAAAUGAUAAAUGGUUUAUUCGAAUAUUUCGAAGAGUUAAAGGAAAAACAUCAAGUAGAAGAAGAACAUGCUAGCACUCAAUGGAGUAAUGUCAUUUCCAUUUUUUAUAACAUUCUAUCAGAAAGGGAGGAAUAUUACAUUAAACUUUUCUACGGCUUCAUCAUGAAAGAUCAGUUGAGCAAAGAGGAAUUUGUGAAUUUCUUGAACAAUUGUAAGAAGGAGACUGCUGAAUUGAAAGAAACAUUAAUCACCUUGGGAAAGGGCGAAUUGGAUGCAGAAAUGAUUCCAAAAAAAAAAAGGAAAUUAAAAAUGGUAUUUGUCAACUGA
Molecule: messenger RNA, 930 nt
Organism: Plasmodium cynomolgi strain B
Lineage: Eukaryota; Apicomplexa; Aconoidasida; Haemosporida; Plasmodiidae
Exons: 2
Coding region: 1-930 (309 amino acids)
Source: RefSeq, a predicted model, not a curated record